CAGCGCACGGAUGUCAGCCGUUCACUCAGAGAGACACACAGACAGAGAGAGAGAGAGAGAGAGCACAGCCAGGCAGCGUCAGCAAGAAAGCCGACAUUGCUAUGGGUAGACGUCGACACAGAUGGAUGUGAGUAUGUCCAUUAUAUAUCUAUGUGAGUCAGUGUAUAUGCACACGUCUGUGUACACCGAUACAGAGGUGUGUACAGAAGACAUACAAAUGGGUACAGACAUGCAGACAGAGAGAGAGAUGGAUGGAGGAGGCGACGUGAGGCAAGGCAGCAGACAAUACGGACCAAGCGCACAUCACAUGCAUCGGAUCCCGCCUGCAGCCAGCUGUCCCUCCACCAUUCACCACAUGUCAUGUGUCCGCACAGCAUCAGUAGGCAGGAUUGAUCGGAGCACAUCGCUCCAGUAUGGAUGCAUUGCGUGUACAUGAAAGCAUUCAUUCACGAAGAACGCCUCGGCGAUCGAGUGGCAUUCGUGAAGUCACACACAAUCAUGAUGAAUUCAGGACGACACUCAGACAGUGAGAGAGGAAGGCAAGCCGCCUCCCCACCAGCAACCAGCCACACACAUCAAUCGCCGAGGACCAACAAGCAGAGAGAAACGACUGACUGCAUGGGAGCAGCCUGUCUGUCUGUCUGUCUGUCUGGUGUGGUGACAUGUGCGUGGGUGUGUGGGUGGGCAACGAGUGUGAGAUGAAAUACACACCGCACCGCCACAGUCUAUGUGUAUACGUAUGUGUGCAUCCCAUGCAGCAACGAAUUCGUCACGGAGGGGUGGCUGGACACAUAAAGUUCAUCGUGCAUCCAUCGGUCGGCCGGCCUGUCUGUCUGUCUGUCUGUCUGCUUUUGAGCAAAUGCCAGUCCGCACGCCCCCCCGUGACGUACACACACCCAUCCAUCCAUCGCGAGGCAGCCUAGCCCACAGACGCCGAUGCAGAUGCAGACGCCGCCGCGGCCUCGCCACCUGCUGAGAUUGCAUCAAUCAGGUGGCACAAACAGGCAGACACACGUGACGUGCCCCCCUUCUUUUGCUGCGUACCUCUGCUGCCCUCUCCGCUGCUGCCGUCAUCAUCAGAGUCCUCCCAGUCGUCCUCCAUAUCGUCAUCAUCGCCAUCGAAAUCUGCAUUACACACACGGACGAUAGAGAAGGGGUCAUGCAUCCAUCCAUUCAUCUGUGUCUGCUUCCGUACCGUCGUUAUCGUCCAGAUCGUCGCUAUCGGAAUCUGCACCGCACGCCAACAGCAGUGAAGACAAUCCAUCCAUCCAUCCAUGGGCGUCCCUUCUCGUGUGUCCUGUGUCCGUACCUUCGUCACUGUCGUCCUCCGGCUGCUGUCCCGGUUUCGGUGCGCCGUCAAACAGGAUGGCUGAGAUGAUGUCACCCAGCACCACACGCGCCAGCUGAGUGGUCUGCGGGAAGCGGUCCUUGAAGGCGCUACCCACACCAGACACAGCCGACUCAGUCGUAAUGACCCACACACGCACUGCAAACGAAUGACAGCAGAGGACAGAGAUGAGAGUGGCACUGCAUUCCCUCCCCCCUUGCUGUGCCGUGCUGGGCUGACCAAUGUUGGCGACAUCCGUGACGGCAAUCCACGCGACGAACGAUUGGCAGGCGUCGGUCAGCACAAGAGAACGACGGAGGCCGACAUAGGGGAGGUACGAUGUUGUUGUGGUGCAUCCCUCACUGGUGUGUGGGGGGACUGUGUCACGAUGGUGUGCAGCCGGUGGUUGUCAACAUGCCUGACACACACAAUACAUAACGUACACUCGUGUGUCGUGACAGUGCCCACACAGAGUGAUGCCCCGUCUGACCUGUCGAUGAAACUUGUAGUGUAGUUGAUCUGGUGAGUGCCCUCGAAGUGGCCGAGGACGAUGCUCUUGACGAACGACGACAU
Messenger RNA from Vitrella brassicaformis, 1900 nucleotides. The record is from the annotation of a GenBank genome assembly. Lineage: Eukaryota; Vitrellaceae.